This is a messenger RNA of Tachyglossus aculeatus (Australian echidna), 13050 nucleotides long. RefSeq names its product WNK lysine deficient protein kinase 3 (gene WNK3). The transcript is spliced from 24 exons. The record is from RefSeq and is a predicted model, not a curated record. Gene Ontology annotation, biological process: positive regulation of sodium ion transmembrane transporter activity; intracellular signal transduction; monoatomic ion homeostasis. Lineage: Eukaryota; Metazoa; Chordata; Mammalia; Monotremata; Tachyglossidae. Gene Ontology annotation, molecular function: chloride channel inhibitor activity; protein serine/threonine kinase activity; ATP binding. The coding region runs from base 195 to 7817 and encodes 2540 amino acids. Gene Ontology annotation, cellular component: cytosol; cytoplasm.
CCGCCCGCGCGAGCCCCUGAAGAGGCUGAGGGGAAGGAGGACGAGGGGGAGGCGGGCCGCGUCUCCGCCUCCAGGUUGCGGAGGAGAUGUGUAUAAUACCCUGAAAGGAAGUAAGUUCAAGUAGUAUUGAAACCUAUGAUGUGACUCGACUGAGUGGAGAAGAAAACAAUAACGCUUCUAGCGUCAUCUUUACAAUGGCUACAGAUUCGGGUGAGCCAGCUAGCACUGAGGAUUCGGAGAAAUCUGAUGGAGUUUCUUUGGAAAAUAGCAUUCCCCCGGGUGAUGCUCCUUUGACAAUGGAAGGUAAACUGAAAGAGAUUGCCACUUUCUCUUCUGCUUCUGGCGAAAUUACCGAGAAGAAAAGAUUCUUCAGAAAGAGCGUGGAGAUCACAGAAGACGACAAAGUCUCCGAGUCCGCUCCAAAAGAUGAGAGAGAGCAGGCUACCACAAAUAGCCAGAGGAUAGACAGAAUCUCUGCUAAUGCGCUGAAAGGUGGACAAGAGGUUAAACACGAACAGUGUUCAAAGACUAUUUCAGAAGUUUCCAAAGACUGUCUCAAGGAGAAAAGCGAUAAGGAGAUAGAAGAGGAAGCGGAAAUGAAGGCCGUAGCCACCUCUCCAAGUGGCAGGUUCCUGAAGUUUGACAUCGAGCUGGGGAGAGGAGCAUUCAAAACAGUGUUUAAAGGUUUGGAUACGGAAACUUGGGUGGAAGUUGCCUGGUGUGAACUGCAGGACAGGAAACUAACUAAAGCUGAGCAGCAAAGAUUUAAAGAAGAAGCAGAGAUGUUAAAGGGUCUCCAGCAUCCCAAUAUUGUCCGUUUUUAUGACUCCUGGGAAUCCACAGUGAAAGGGAAAAAAUGCAUUGUUUUAGUAACCGAGCUGAUGACAUCAGGCACACUGAAGACGUACUUAAAGCGAUUUAAAGUCAUGAAACCAAAGGUUUUAAGGAGUUGGUGCAGACAAAUUUUAAAAGGACUGCAAUUUUUGCACACAAGAACACCACCCAUUAUUCAUCGGGACUUGAAGUGUGACAACAUUUUCAUUACUGGGCCCACUGGAUCAGUGAAGAUUGGAGACCUUGGACUAGCCACCUUAAUGCGCACAUCAUUUGCUAAGAGUGUUAUUGGAACCCCAGAAUUUAUGGCUCCUGAAAUGUAUGAAGAACAUUAUGAUGAGUCGGUAGAUGUUUAUGCUUUUGGAAUGUGCAUGCUAGAAAUGGCUACUUCUGAAUACCCUUACUCUGAGUGCCAGAAUGCUGCUCAAAUCUACCGCAAAGUAACUAGUGGAAUUAAACCAGCAAGUUUCAACAAGGUAACUGAUCCUGAAGUGAAAGAAAUCAUUGAAGGAUGUAUUCGUCAAAAUAAAUCUGAAAGGUUAUCCAUCAAAGAUCUAUUAAAUCACGCAUUUUUUGCUGAAGAUACAGGACUGAGAGUGGAAUUAGCAGAGGAAGAUGAUUGUCUCAAUUCUUCCUUAGCUUUGAGGCUCUGGGUGGAAGACCCUAAAAAGCUCAAAGGCAAGCACAAAGACAAUGAAGCAAUUGAAUUCAGUUUUAAUUUAGAAACUGAUGUUCCUGAAGAGGUAGCCUAUGAAAUGGUAAAGUCCGGCUUUUUCCAUGAAAGUGAUUCCAAAGGGGUUGCCAAGUCCAUCAGGGAUCGAGUUGCCCUGAUAAAGAAGACAAGGGAGAGGAAGCAAGCAGGGUAUUUGGAAGAGCGGAGGGAUUCUCAGUGUAAACUUGUGGGGACUGUCCUUCAACAACCAAAUACGUCCCUUCCUGCACCCUCCCAACAUGGGGUUACUGAGUGCGAAGAGACUGAAGUUGAUCAGCAUGUACGACAACAGCUUCUGCAACAGAAACAGCAGCCACUGCAGCACUGUUCGUCUGUCACAGCUGACAACUUGUCUGAGUUGGGACCUGGAUCAGCUGUUGUUUCUGAUGUUUCAAGUCAACACAACGUAACCUAUUCCUCAGAACAGACUAAAGGCCCUCAACAAGCAUCUAACGUGGUACAGGCUGAAACCAGCCUUCCGGGACAUCUUUACUCCUCCCAGCAACUAGUAGGACAUUACCAACAAGUUUCUGGGCACCAGGAACCCCAGUUGGCCUUUGGAGCUGAUGGACAGACCCCUGCUCAGUCUGUGGCUUUAGACUUGUCGGUCAUUGGAGUUUCCCAACCGAUUCUGGCUGCCGGCGUUUCUCCGAAGACGGUUUCCGUUUCACAGAUGAAAUCCCAGCAUCCAAUAAUGGGUGUUCAGUUAGAUUCUAGGACUGGAAGUCAAACUACAGCCACAGUGCAGGAUGUGGAUCCGGCUUCCAAUUUCUUACCUGUUAAUCACCCUCCGGUUCUGCCAUGUCAGUCGAACGCUCAGUUCAUGAGCAGUGUACAAGGGGUGCCCGGGCCAGUGCAGACGGCACCGACUUCUUUAGCUGGGCUUCCCGGGAUCCAGCAGGCCUCCCAACCGAUCCCAUCAGGGCAGCAGCCACCACCGCAGCCUCCGUACCCGAUGGUGCAUCAGGAUUCCUUAACGUCGUCUUCGAUGGUGCAACCGGGCCAGGCCGCGCCGGCGAAGCCGCCGGUGGAGCAUCUGCCUCGAAUAGUGCCACAGCCGCCAAGUUACCCGUCUUCUGUACAUCAGCAGCCUCUCGUUUUGCAAACCAACCCAGCAGAGCAAACGCAGGACCCUCUUUCGCAAGAAUCGCAGGCUCAGGUCGGUCUGCAACAGCCGAAAGGUGACCAGGGAAGUUUAGUUCAUCCCCCAGAACAGGUCUCCUAUUCUGUGCAGCCUACAUUCCCCGGACCACCCUCAGAGCCGACGGCUUUCCCAGCUCAGCCUCCCGAGCACUUGGCUUACGGAGUGCCGGCCAUGGAGCAGCCGCCUUACGCCGCGCAACCGGUUUUCUCGGUGCAGAGUUCUUAUCCGGUCCAAGUCCCGGAGCAGCCGUCUUACCCCGGACAACCCUCGGUGCAGCCUGUUUACCCAGGGCAGCCGUCCUACCCAGUGCCACCUCCGAUCCAGCCGUCUUAUCCGGCACCACCCCCGGUGCCUGCCUCUUAUUUGGUCCCGCCGCCGUCGGGGCAGCCUGCUUUCCCAGGGCAAUCCUCGGUGCAGCCACCUUACUCAGCACAGCCACCGGAGCAGAUGGCCUUUGCGGUCCAAGCGGCUUACCCUGGGCACCCAUUGGAACAGCCCCCUUACCAGGGGCAUCCCUCGGAGCAUGCCCCUUAUCCGGGGCAACCAGCCUACGCCCUGCCGGCUCCUGAGCAGACGGCAUUUCUGCCGCAGCAGAUGUACCCGCCGAAUCAUCCGGACGGCCAGCAGGCCCAUUUGACCCAGCCUGCCGACCAGCAGCUGUAUUCCGCCCAACGUUUGGUAGUGCAGCCCUCUGAACCACAAACCCUGUUCACCCCGCCACGAGACAGCAAUCCGGCAGCUGCGGCAGACCCGCAACCGUAUUCUACCGACCCAGUAUUCAAUAUUCAGCCGGCAGCCCCUCAGCCCCAACCGGAUUCCAGUAUCGGACACCAGCAGUUGACAGUUCCGCCUCAGUCGGUUAGCAUCGCGUCUCAAAGGACAGUGGAAGGACAGGCCCCGUUGUCCGUGCAGAUGCCUUUCGUCCAGCAGCCCUCUUCCCAGUGUCCGCCGCAGCCGUCCGCCUUCCCGCCCCAGCUUCCCCAGCAACACCUGGCACAGAGCCAGGUAUCUCAACCCCCGUUCAUUCAGCAUCAGCAGAUCCCUCACCCAGCCCAUCUACCGUCACAACCCACUCAUCAGAUGCCCCCUCAAGAGGCCCCUCUAAACCAGCAGCAGCCUUUGUAUGGCCAGCCUGCCCCUCUCCAGCAGCAGGUGCCUCGUGCCCAGGCGCCCAACCAAAUCCAGCAACCAGCAGCCAUAAUUGCCAAUACACAGGCUGUUCCCAACUUGUUACAGAUGAUACCUCCUUUGCCGGAUCAGUUGCAGCCCGUGGCGUUAGACCAGCAAUAUGUCCUGCAGCACCCAGGACAAGUGGCGAGCCAGCCCGCCUCCGCUCUCCUCCCGCAGCAGGCCCAAGCGCUUCACGCUGCAGACAACAGUCAACCAUUUCCCCAGCAGCAAAACCCGGGGCAGCACCAGCCAGUAUAUGUUCAGCAAGCGGCUCUCCAACCACAGUGGCAGCCGCCUUUGACCCAAGCCCCCGUCUCCCUGCCAGCAGAGCCACUGUUGCCCCAACAGAUCCAUUACCAGACCACUGGGGCAGCCCCUCCAAAUCAACCUUCUUCAUCCGUGCAGCUAGCGACACUUCACAUUCCGGGGCAGCCCUCUGCCAGCCUGCAGGGCCCACCUCACCCGCAGCAUUUUCAAAGCCAAGAAAUUGCCAAAAGUUCACAGCCUGCAUCUCAGCCAGUGAUACUCGAACAACAAACAGCUCUUCCCAAACCAGAAUUAAUCCAAGGCAUAAACCCUGAUGUAGCAGCUCUGAAGGAAAGCACCAACGGAAUGGAUAGUCCAAGUGGGAAUGGUAAACAGGAUAGGAUUAAGCAGAGGCGAGCUUCCUGUCCGAGAUCUGAUAAAGGGACCAAAUUUCAACUCACAGUCCUUCAGGUGUCAACGUCUGGAGACAAUAUGGUGGAAUGUCAAUUAGAGACACAUAACAACAAAAUGGUUACUUUCAAGUUUGAUGCUGAUGGAGAUGCUCCAGAAGAUAUUGCUGACUAUAUGGUUGAAGAUAAUUUUGUCCUGGAAAGUGAAAAGGAGAAGUUUGUGGAGGAAUUGAGGGCUGUUGUGUGCCAGGCCCAGGAGAUCCUUCGCACUCUCCCUAUAGAAGAAAGAGUAUCUGGAAUUGAUUCUGCUCAUUCCGAAUCCAUCAGUAGUCAAACAGGAUCAUCCGAACAAGUACAGAUAAAUCCUGCAUCCACUCAAACCAGCAAUGAAUCUGCUCCCCAGUCCUCCCCAGUUGGUCGCUGGAGAUUCUGUAUCAAUCAGACAAUAAGGAAUCGAGAGGCACAAUCUCCGUCUACUCUUCAGCAGCCCCUGACCGAGUCUGGGCUGCCACAAGUUACUGAUCCUGAAAACACAAGCAAUAAGGAAAUCUUCUCACAGGAAAUACUCCUCACUGUAGAAAACAAACCCCCUCAGGGUGGGCUCUUGACUUCUAAAACGGACCCAAAGGAUUUAGUUGAUGGUAAGAAUUCUGAAGGUAUUAGCGCAGAAACCGAGAAGCCAGCUUUUCCUCCUCAAGCGGAAGAUGAGAAUGAGACAUUGGCACCUGCGGCUAGUAGUUCAGAUGAUACUGCUGCUUCAGUUCAUACUGCUCAGAUUGAGUGUGGAGAGUCAACUGUCCAUGCCAACGAUGCAGUCAUGUCUUCUUGCCCACCUCAUCAAGCUGGAGGCCAUGUUGAUUUGGUUGCAGCACAUGCUGGAGAUUCACCACAGAUGACAGAUAAGUCUCUUAAUAUACCGGCUUUUGUUUGUGAUCAAAGCGCUCAGUCCUUUUCAGGGCAGGUGCCCACCGCGGAUGCCGAGUCUAUUUCUCAAGAAGGAGAAGCCGUAGCGAGCAGCGAAGCAAGUUCCGUGUCACAGACGGUCAUCCCCGCCCAGACCCCGGGCCUUGACCCAAACCCUCUUCACCACUCCUCUGUUCUGGAGUCGGAUGGUGAAAGACCGCCAAAAAUUGAAUUUGUAGACAACCGAAUUAAAACAUUGGACGAAAAAUUGCGAAACUUGCUAUACCAGGAGCACAGUACACCCGGUGGUUAUCCGGAGAGUCAAAAGGACACCCAGAGCAUCGAGUCUCCAUUUUCCUCCUCUGCUGAGGAUACUCUCUCCUGUCCAGCACCCGAGGUCGUGGCCAUCAGUCACUGUGGAUUUCAAGGGAGUCCUGUAGAAUCCCCAGAGUUUCCGCGGACCGACUGCGAAAUUCCGCCUAACCUGGCUGCGAGUCCGCCUGUUAAUAUACCCAUGCUCCAAGGGGAUCCGGAUGUUAUCACUUCUGCACCCAGCGAAUUGUGUUUACAUGAGACGUGCCCAGCUGCUUCACUUCCAGGGGAUCCUGAGGCUUAUCCUGCCACAGUGUCGAGCGGUGGAGCCGUUCAUCUGCAGACAGGAGGUGGAUAUUUUGGCCUAAGCUUUACUUGUCCUAGUCUCAAAAAUCCUAUUAGCAAGAAAUCCUGGACUCGCAAAUUAAAAAGCUGGGCAUACAGGCUACGGCAGUCAACCAGCUUUUUCAAGAGAUCAAAAGUCCGUCAAGGCGAGACAGAAGACAUGAGGUCAGAAAUUGCUCCCGAACCAAUUCCUCCAGCAGGGCAAUCAGCAGCUGAGAAUAGGAUUAUGAAUAGAUGUAAAACAAUGACUGGAUCGUUUCAGCGGGGCCGAUUUCAGGUGAUUACAGUGCCUCAGCAGCAGUCAGAAAAAGUGACUUCCUGUGCAAUCGAAAAUACACCAACGGUUGAACAGAGUACAGGCAGUUCCAGUGAAGACGUCGUAGGGAUAACUGGAAUGGAAAAGCCUCAGUCGAUGGCGGAAAUGGAGCCGGUGGUUAACAAUCCGCAAGUGGUUGGUUCUUCUCAAAUGUUAAGGUCCCUUUCAGAAUCUCAAAAGGAAGGCGGAGGAACUCCUAAACAAGGCGAAACACUGAUAUCUGCCAGCGUGGCAUGUGAGACAGACACAUCCUCAGUUACCCCUGAAAAGGAGCUGGAAGAAACCUCGACGACAGAAAGUGUCACACGGUUGGCAGAGGAGCCGUGGCCUGCGGAAGGGAAGGGAGCAUCAGUUCGGAAACAGCCAAGCUCCGAUAGUGAAUUGUCUGCUCCCCUCGGUGACUGUGAUGAAUCCGUAGAGAAUGCUGUUCAAGAGCAAGAACAAGGCAUAUCGCCCCAUGAAGAUGCAGGCUACGUUCAAGCACAGAGCUCCCUGUUCUACUCACCCUCAUCUCCGAUGAGUAGUGAUGAUGAGUCCGAGAUCGAGGAUGAGGAUUUGAAAGUGGAGCUUCAGCGACUACGUGAAAAACAUAUUAAAGAGGUAAUGAAUCUUCAAGCUCAACAAAACAAAGAACUGCAUGACCUUUAUGAACGCCUUCGAUCCGUUAAAGAUGGCAAAAUGGAAUCAUCCGAACUUUCUCUGCAACCUGCAUCACCGCGACGUCCAAGGUCUUUUAAAAACAAACUGCGCAGCCGACCUCAGUCUCUCUCCCAUGUGGACAAUGGCCUAGUUGCUACAGAGUGUUGUUGUACCACCACCGCAGCAUCCGUGAUUGACUACCAGCUGAGUAUUCAAGCUCACCUUCUGCACCAGAGCUGUACCCAGGAGGAGUCCAGCCAAGAUCCACUGUGCAUCAUGAGCAAUGCAGCUUCUUGUCAGCAGUCUCCAGCUAGCAAGAAAGGGAUGUUCACGGAUGAUUUGCACAAACUGGUGGAUGAUUGGACAAAAGAGACUGUAGGAAAUUCCCUUAUCAAGCCAAGUCUAAAUCAGCUUAAACAGAACCAACAGAAGCUAGAGACGGACAACUGGAACAAAGUCUCCGAGAGUACUUCAUCGACAGUGGGCUACACCUCGACGUGGAUUUCAUCUCUUUCCCAGAUCCGUGGAACGGUCCCAGCUGCGUUGCCUCAAGGAUUACCACUUCCGUCAUUUCCUGGCGCGUUAUCGUCUUACGGAGUGCCACAUGCGUGUCAGUACAAUGCAAUGGGGGGGACAGGUUAUCCAGUUCAGUGGGUAGGAAUUUCAGGAACCGCACAACAGUCCGUUGUUAUUCCUGCUCAACCUGUGGGAUCAUUCCAGCCUGGGAUGAAUAUUCAGGCAUUUCCAGCAGCUCCGGUGCAGAAUCCUACCCCUGGUCCCAAAUGAGUUGGAUUGGGUGAUAGCAAAUCUUCUUACAGGGUCAUCUGUGGUAGUAAAUGUUCCUUUCUGAGUUCUGCGGGAUUUUCCCUUCACCUGGAUAUGCUUAGACUCUUUGAUUUAUUUUUUUUUUCCCUGUUCCAGUGUGGUGGUAUUUGAUACACCUCAUCAACCUGUAGAGAUGUGCAGUUUGUACAUAGAUCACUGCACUUGAGAAUGAUUUUUCACUCCGAGUCCAAUCCCCUUUGACACUUGAUUUUAAUUUUUUUCAAUGCUGGUCGGAAUGCUUUGAUAAGCUUGGCUCGUGCAUCCCAACCCCCAGGAUAUUUUCUGUGCGUUGCUAAAGCCCCCCCUUAUCUCCUGUUGCUGCCUCUUGCAGCAGGAUAAUACCUUUUCUCUAAAUUUCUCAUCGGUUAUUCGAUUCGUGAAUCUGAAACAAGAACAAACGAGCCCUUCCAACCAGUCAAGCCACACAGGACUUCAUAUAUCGCGUUGUGACCUGGAGCUUGGGUUGAAGCUCAGCUUUCAAAGCAGACCGACCGACUUGCCCUAGGCACCGUUCGGUGCCUUCGUUUGGACCAACUUUAUAUCGCGGUUUUCUUCCCAUCGCCAUGGGUGUGCGACCCGAGCCGAAGUCAGGGUGAGUAGGUGGGCGGGAAUCGCAAAGAACUGUACCAGUUCCUUGAAUUUGAAAUUGCUGAAGCUGCUAAAAGAAUUUUCUCGUAAUUCGAAGCGGCUCAGCACAAAGCUGGCAGCUAUCCUUGUUUUCUCUUACACAUAUGGCAUUCUUUUGAAGCAGCUGAAGGGUGUUUGGCUUGCAGUCUUUGCAAGGGAUGUACCGCAGCUAGUCUGAGUCACAUUUUGUGGAUUCUUGUGUUCUCAAAGAGAGGUUUUCGGCCCCAGUUGGUAGUGUGAGUUCCAUCGAUCCAUUCGCCCGACACAAAAUGUACUUGGCACACAUCUGUGGGUUGUGAGACUUAUACGUGAAACACUGGCUUUACAAGGUUCUAAAAGCUGUGGGAUUGACCGCUCUGUCCUGAAUCCAGAUAGAGUCCCCUCAGGAGGUCUUAAUUUAAAUGGUUGUCAACUUUUUAUUGUUACAUUUUACUUUUGUUGGUUAUAAUUUCCUUUUAUGUUUGUGCCACUGUAACUAUAUAGUCACGUCGUAGAUGACUUAGAGUCCUAUGUUUCAGGAAGGAUUUGUUUUAGAAUCGACAACCUCUCUGGAAUCUGAGAGAGUUCACUGUCAAGUUGCACUUUACUGAGUUUUUAUCCGAGUGGGGUUUUUUUGGUUUUUUUCUUUUUUUUAAAGUAAGCCUUCACUGAUCACCAGACAGCUUAUUUACCUCCCAUUCCGGGUGUUUCAAAUCUUAUAAAAAUGUUUUCAAUACUCAUGAACCCGUGCAGUUUUGUCACUAAAAACCCGUGUUUCCCUUUUCGGUAGCUGAUCACCAGUCACUUUGGUAACCCCAAUUUUUCCGGUUUUAUCUGAAUCGCACCUCUGGGAAUUGUGCCUCAUUGCGUAACCAAGAAAUUCCACUGGUUUCCUUUCGCGGGGUCCGCUCCUUUCUAAGCAUUCUUAAUAUUGUUUGUGUUUUGUACACAAGCAUCGUGUUUGGGGGUUUUGUUGCAUUCUGGGCACUGCAUUGGAUAUGAGUAGCAAUCUCUGCUCUUCUUUUUUGCCGAUGUGGAAUUUGAUUGAACUCUUACAGUGUCUUGCUUAUGUACAGAUUCUUAACAAUAUCUUCUAAAAUAUUGAUUUAAAAGUUGCUGUAAUAUUGGGGCCUUAUAAUGGUGAAUGCCAAAGCUGAAAUGUUUUCCAAAUGUGCAACAUUAAUGCUCUUUCGAGAAUCCUGAAUGCUUCUUUAAAAUAACGACCCAGGUUUUAGUUUAAGAAUUGGCUUUUUUGUAAUUGUAUUGCGAUAUGCAAUCUCUAAGUAAAAAUAACUGCAUGUCGUGUUGAAGAUCCCCCCCCUUUCCAAUUCCAGUAUUUCAGAACUGUUCUAAAGCCUAAAAAAGUCUAUGGAAGACCUGCACAAUUACAGUAUUUGUGGCUGUUUUACAUACAUCCUGCAUUCUCUACCACCUCUGUUUCACGUAUAAUUCAUCAUUUUUGUUUGCCUGCAGACUUUUGCAGUGCCUUGUGAUAUUUAGAAGCUUUUCAGGUUUUUACUGGAAAGGAAAUUAGUUUUAGUCUUCUGAAGUUUGAAGAUGUUGAAUAGUGUCCUGCUGUCUCCAUGGUGAUAACAGCAGUGGGUUAACUUUUAUAUAUAUAUAGAAUAAAACAAAACGCACAUUAAAAAAGCAGUGAGUUUGUGCAGAAAUGAAGAAAACAGUGUUAUUCACACCACUGUUGUUUUUAUUUAAAUCAUUUUUUCAUUCUUUAAAAAUUUUCUUCAGAUUAUAGGCACUUUGACUGUAAAUACUGGAUAGUUUUCUACUUAGGGAUUUUUCAUUAUUUCGUAAUUUUGCUAAAAAGAAAUACCAGUGCCGUUUUCAUUCUUAAGGUACAAGAAACUUUUUUUCCCCAAAAACGUUAGGACUCUUAAAAAUAUAGCUUGUAAAAAAAUUCCUCUCUCCAAAAAAAGGAAAGAGUCUAUUAUAUCCAAGUGACUCGCUUCUUAAAGUCAGUUCUUAGGGUCCAUGAAGGAAUUGCUUUUCACUUUUUCCUGAUGAGCCUUCUACUUCAUUUAUGCACACACAUGUCUCUCUUUUCUUUUAGGAUUAUUUUGUGACUAAUGGAGGUGAGACGUUAUCCUGAGCCAUCCUAUUGGGGGGAAAAAGAGUUAAUUUUGGGCGAGAAUAAUCUAUUGUCUUAAUGCCAUGUUUACUUCUCAAAGUGCAAGUCCAAUGAUUAGUACUGUACCUUCAUGUGUAUCUGUGAGCUUUUUACCAUGAAGUUCCUGCCGCUGUGUCUGUGAAGUCAGGUGACAUCCCAUUUAAGAAUAUGAAACAGGUAUUUAGUGUAAAUCUGUUGAAAAUAACACUUUGUAUGUUUGUAGCAGUCUUGAAUCUGUAUUUAAGGUAAUUUACUGUAAUAUAACAACGAGCUGUUUUGUUUUUCAUCCCUCCUUUGCCAAUUUUAUAUCAAGCAUGAAUCCCACUAAUUUGACAGCAAAAUAUCUGUGAAAGUUUAAAAGGCACUUUUCUGCUGUGAUUUUUUUUUUUUUUUGGAUUGAGUGUGGAUUGGUUUGUACAGUCUGAUGGAAUGUAUCAUUUUAGUAUCUCCAGCUUUAGGUCCAGUUCAGUUACUUUUGUUUAUCUACCUCGUUUUUAGUGCUGUUUUGGGGUGCACAAGUCUACCCCGUUGUCUGUGGAACUUGUGCUUCUUUUUUUUCUUUUUUUCUUUUUUUUUGCCUUGAUUUUCAGUAUUCUUUCAGGUCUUAAACCUGACACGUUUCCAUGUCCCAUUAUGGAAUAAAGGGACUCAACCCUCCACCAGCCUCUUUAAAUGAAGAGGUCGAAUUUGCGCACCUCUGUUGAAAUAAGCUGUGGGGUUUUUGUGAUGGGGUGGGACGGGGUGGGAGGAUGGGGAGGUGGGAGAAGGGAAGUUUGCAAUCCAGGACUGGUGGGCAAAUAACCAUAUGGCAUUUACUUGCCUAAUAAAUGUUAGGUGCGUUACCUAAUUGGACAAUCCACUGCUGUCUCCCAGAAUUUUAGAAGAGAUGUGGUUGUUUUCUGCAUGCACAUUGAACUAUGGAUUGAAACGCUGUCAGUACCACCAUCAAACCAUUAAAAAUGGCAUUGUCACAUUGCCCCCCGUUAGGUGUUUGGAAUGAUUUUGGGUCACCGUACCAAUUUCCCCACGUGUCGUCAUUUUGGAAGUAGAAUCGGAAUUGGUGGCAGCGGUUCCACAUAACUGAUUGUUCAUCCAAUCCCCAGACUUGCAGUGCUGUUGUAAUUACUCUUUGCUCUCUCUUUCCGGGUGAUUAAAAUGAUGCAUUCCAUGUUUUUGAAAACCCAGCAAUAGGUUUGUAGAUCGUAUGUCACAUGUUUUCUCAGUAACACUGUAGUGUGUUGAUGUUGGUAAAAAAUACUGUAUUUCAGCUAUCACCAUAAAUACAUUCCUGAAGUACAUUUGCCAUCUAUCUAAGAUGUGGUGGUUAAAUUUUCCAUUUGGUUCAAAAGAAAUGUGCAGGUCAUUUCCAGGAAAGGUUUCUGCCAUUUUUUGCUGUUUUACUUUAUUGGAAACGUCUCCCCUUUCCCCCUAGUAAAUGAGUCGCAGAGAAAAGCAGGCUAUUGAUUGGUAAAUGUAAGGCCCAGUUUUAAAACUUUUGGAAAGGAAAACAGAUGUUUCAGAUGGAACAUUUAGUUUUGCAAGGGAUUUAUCAGCGGGUGGUGUUAAUAGGAGUCUUUUACAGCCGACUCCUCUUGGUCUUGAAUCCAGAUCUUAGCUAAAUCCCCGGAUUCGAACCCAAGUUACGCGGAAAUAAAUCUACUGUGUAUGUGAAGGAUGAUAAAUGCCAUUAGUUGGUGGACUUUGGGAAUGGGUUAGGAAGAGGAGUCGGGCAACUCUGAAGUUCUACGGAGAUGAGAUGGCUAGAAGACCGAGGGAGUCGGCGGCCCCCAUCGUAGAAGGUUUCUGGCCGAACCGAACAGUCAGGCAAGCGCGGGGGUAGAAUGGCCCAGAAAAGAACCGGUGCUUGCCUUUGAGCCAGGGUCGAAACCAAUCUCCCACGAGUACAUUGUUGGUCAUCCGUCCAGUUUGACCUGGUAAGAGCCGAAUGGAUUCCUCUUUUCAGCAAAAACCAGUAUACAGAGAUUGAGGCCUGUGGUCCAGAGUUUACCCCCAUCAGACAUAAUGGCCAUUCUGAAAGUGCAAUUGUUUGAGGUCUGCCAUGCUAAAUUACUUUAAGCUCUAUUGUAUUUGGUAUGCUAUUAAGCAUGUAGACCUAGUGCAGCAUGGGAGCCACUCAGGAAGUUUAUGCAGUUAAUAAACUUUCACGCAUAAUUUACUCUGAAGUAUGCAGAAGUUCAGCCACUUCUCCCCAUUUAACGGUUAGUUGUAUAUGUGAACUCUCCUUUUCUUGACUGGGGAAUGUAGCAUCGUAGAAUGUCGUUACGCUUAUUUUUUAAAACUUUUGACAUUAACCUGUUUGGUAAACCAGUUUGGUCUGCCUUUCGACAGUCGGUUGAUUUUUGGUUUUUUUGAAACUGUGAUUUUUAUUUCAUUUGUAUUCAGCCAUUACAGGGUUUUUUUGUUUUGUUUUUGAAAAGGAUAAUAAAAGCUGUGUUAAAUGAG